AUGGUGUGCAGUAAGUGUCUGAAGCUCACCAAGAGCACAAAGCUCGCGACCCCAGAGGUCAAGAAGAAGAGUGAGAUGUACUACGGAUCACCGGCUUCGUCGAAGGCGAGCGGCUCCAAGUCGGCCACUCUAGGCAACACCGGAGUGUCAAAGAGUAAGCUGCUGUCCAAAGCGGCGAAGAAUCCAUAUGCGGCGUAUUCAAGCUCAUGUACAAAAUGUAAAACCAAAAUCACACAAGGCCAUUCCUACUGUCAAAAAUGCGCCUUUAAAACAGAUUCCUGUCCCAUGUGUGGAAAGCCAAACAAGAAGACUAGCUCCAAGGCCCCGGCCAUUGAUGCAUAUAAAAACACGCUAUAA
Messenger RNA from Trichoderma gamsii, 357 nucleotides. RefSeq names its product microtubule-associated protein CRIPT. The transcript is spliced from 4 exons. Gene Ontology annotation, molecular function: microtubule binding. The record is from RefSeq and is a predicted model, not a curated record. Gene Ontology annotation, biological process: cytoplasmic microtubule organization. Bases 1 to 357 code for a protein of 118 amino acids. NCBI's taxonomy places the organism in Eukaryota, Fungi, Ascomycota, Sordariomycetes, Hypocreales, Hypocreaceae.